Molecule: messenger RNA, 759 nt
Organism: Anthostomella pinea
Lineage: Eukaryota; Fungi; Ascomycota; Sordariomycetes; Xylariales; Xylariaceae
Source: the annotation of a GenBank genome assembly
AUGUUCUCCCUCGCCAACAAGCAUUGCAUAAUCACCGGCGGCAGCCGGGGCAUCGGCCUCGCCAUAGCGCAGCUCUUCGCGUCGGCGGGCGCAUCCUGCACGCUGAUCGGGCGCGAUACCGCCCGGCUGAGCGCCGCGGCCAAGUCGCUGCCCCUACCCCUACCGCACGGAACAGAGUCGGCGGCGGCUCAGGGACACAAGACGCAUGCUUUUGACGUGGCCUCGGGCGAGCGCUGGGAGGAAUUUGUGCGCGACGUUGUGAAGAGCGGAAGAAUCGACGUGCUGGUGAACGCUGCUGGCAUCUCCCAGAACUCGUUCCUGUUCAAGACGAGGAGGCAGGACGUCGAAAAGCUCAUAGACACCAACCUAAAGGGCGCAAUCUGGGGUUGCCAGACCGUCAUCCCUAAGAUGAUGAAGCAGAAAAGUGGAUGCAUAGUCAACGUGUCAAGCCUCCUGGCAACGCACGGGGGGCGAGGCGCAUCGGUAUAUGCCGCCACAAAAGCGGGUAUUGUUGGUCUAACCCGAUCUCUCGCAUGGGAAGUGGGAAGAUUUGGCAUCCGGGCAAACGUCCUGCUUCCCGGAUAUAUCCAGACCGAUAUGACACGAGGCACCGACGACAAGGGCGAGCUUUCUGCUCUUAUUCCUUUGGGCCGUCUGGGUUUGGCUGAAGAAGUCGCGCAGGCUGCCGUCUUCCUCGCCACGAAUUCAUAUGCACACAACUGUGUGCUCAAUAUAGAUGGCGGCUUAAGCGCAACGUGA